AGUAAAUAGAGGAGUGUUUUUGUGAAGGAGAACAAACGCUAAACGGAUAAUUCCUUCUUCCGAUUAUUAUGUUGUGUUGUUGAUAUGGCGUCACUCGUCACCCCAGCGCAUGUUAGCAACACCAAACCCUUGCACUGUUCUACUCGGAAGGCUAACCGUGUGAAGUGUGAACUUUCACCGCCAUCAUGGAGGGAAGGCCGGCGAAUGGUGUCCAUCUCUCUACUUCUCUCCCCCUUCCUUCUCACUCCUAACCGUGCUAAUGCUGAAGGAAAUUUUAUGGACAAAUAUGUUAAGAGAAAAAAGCUAGAGCCUCUGGAGACUUAUGUACCCGCUGUAAUACUCACACAGUUCCAGAUCGAGGAUUUGGAUAAAACAUUAGAGGGCAAUGAACCCCAGUUUGCCCUCUGCCGGUCUCUACUUCGUUCUGGGCCUGCAGCAUCUCUUCGUAUAAAUAUUCGAGCAGUUGCGCAAUAUGCUUCAGACAGUGGCAAUGGUAAAGCUGCUUUCAACAAUGUCGAUGAAUGUUUGAGGUCAAUUGAGGAACUCGACUCCUUGCUUCUGCGUGCAUCGAGAAAUGAUCCUGGCGCCUCAGUCAAGUCAAUGAAGACAAACGUCAAAUCUGCCCUUAUCGCUCUAGACAGCCUCUUGCAAACAGUACCAUCGGAUGUGCUAAGUAAGGGAAAGGUUAUAGCUAAUUCAUACUUGGAGGAUCGGGAAGAUGUUGAAACAGAGAGCUUGGACCCUGGUUUAAAGCAAUUAGAAUCAAUACUAUGAAUCCCUAGCGAGCAUACAAAUCAAAACGGAGAGCUUGAACCCUGAUUUAAUUAUAUCUUAUUGAAAAUAUCCUUGUUUAUAUCUCUAUACCAACCUGAAUUACUUUCUCACCUCUAUGUUCCUAAUCAUUGUUAUCUUUACAUGUUCAUAUUCAGUUGAAGAACUGAAUUUGGUGCUCGAUUGCAUCUGCAUCCUCAUAAAUUAAACCAUGGACCAAACAAUUGAAGGAUUCAAGGUUCUUCUAAUCUACCACUUAUACUACACCAACCACGUUAAAGGACUUGAGGUUCUUCUGAUUUACCACUUAUACUAUUACACCAACCAUGUUGAUUUAUUAUGAAGUGCUUAAACUAUGUACGGACAAUGCAAAAUGUUAUUUGAAAUUUAGUCAUUGGAAA
Messenger RNA from Vicia villosa (hairy vetch), 1172 nucleotides. RefSeq lists its product as uncharacterized. The transcript is spliced from 7 exons. Lineage: Eukaryota; Viridiplantae; Streptophyta; Magnoliopsida; Fabales; Fabaceae. The record is from RefSeq and is a predicted model, not a curated record. Bases 85 to 774 code for a protein of 229 amino acids.